Messenger RNA from Colletotrichum chrysophilum, 2034 nucleotides. RefSeq lists its product as uncharacterized. Gene Ontology annotation, cellular component: Golgi apparatus. The record is from RefSeq and is a predicted model, not a curated record. NCBI's taxonomy places the organism in Eukaryota, Fungi, Ascomycota, Sordariomycetes, Glomerellales, Glomerellaceae. Bases 1 to 2034 code for a protein of 677 amino acids. The transcript has a single exon.
AUGAACCUCAAGCUCAACGUCUCGGAAGAGGCCUGGAGUCGAUGGAAAGCUGUCAUCCGCCACCUCUCCGAACCACACUACGACUUCCCUACCUCGAACCAUGCCGAGUUCAGUCUGCUCCUGCGAAUGUUCACCGGUACCGGCACCACCUUCCGCAUCUCCCGCGACCGCUGGAAGUUCGUCAUCAACGUGCUCCGAUCCGGCAACAACAUCAUCGACAUUGUCGCAAUCACCAUCAUCGCCCACACGAUCCAGGACGAGCGCCACAAUGGCUUUGUCAUCACGAAAGCAUGCCGAAUUCACCCCAACAAAGACACCAAGUCGCCCGGAUCCCCAGAGUUGAAGUGGUACACAGUCACCAGCGGCGGGGAGGCCUAUCAUCACUGCUGCGAUAAGGAAUGCAUCGGUCCCGACAGGGUCAACAAGCGCAAGCUCAACUGGGACUCCACGCGACUCAACAUCAUCCAGAAAGCCUUCGAGCAAGAGGUGCUCGAGCUCCAGCGGAAGAACAUUGCCCUUGCGAAAGAUCUGAACAAAUUGCAACGAAGAAAUGAGAAGAUGGUUCCCUACUCGGAGUAUGAGGCUCUGAGAGCUAAGACUCCAUCGGAGUCGAGCCAGCUCAAUCACGUCAGGAACCAGCUUACCUGGAGCGAACAGGAUGUUGCUCGGUAUCGAGAAAACAACCGUGUUAUGGCCGAAGAGAUUGUACGCCUGCGAGAACACGAUCACCUCAUGGCCAAGGAGAUCGAGAGUUUGAGAAAGCAACUGGAGACUUCGGAACAACAGCGGAAUCUUAUGAGAUACAACAAUGCGCAAAAGGAGUUCGAUUCAUUCGAGACAAGAAAGCAGCUGGAGGAAAAGAAGAUACGAGUAGCUCACCUUGAAAAGGAACUCGAGGGGCUGAGAAGCAAGAUCACAAACCAGCAGCAUGCAGUAGCUGAACCGCCGAUGCAAUGGUCACACUCACUCGAGCCGCAAUAUGGACCAGCGGAAUCGUGGGGACAAUGGUGGUACGCACCGCAGCAGCAGCCAACUUUCGUCGACCAGGUCUCAGGAAAGAAUUGCAAACUGGAGUUACAGGUUGCCCGGCUGACAACGAAGAACAAUGAGCUCACAGCCAUCAACGCCAAGCUGAGUUCUGAGAACCGUGAGCUAGAAUCGAAAAUCAGUCAGCUGCCGCCCAAGUCACACAAGAAACUCAUAGACGCCAACAACCAUCUCAAUUCAAAGACUCAGAAGCUCCAGUCAGAUAAUAACAAGCUUCAGUCCGAGAACAAGAAACUGCAGUCGGAAAACGUGCAGCUCAAGACCAUGUCUGCGGCGAUGAAACAAGUCAACGAGGACCUGAAGGCGAGACAAGCAUGUCUCGAAGACAGCAAGAAUCAAUUGGAAGAUCAACUGGAGUUUGCAGAGCAACAUUUGGAGCGGCUAAUGGAGAGCGAACAGCAGCUUGAGGUGGAGCAGGCAGACCUGGAAAGCGCACUUUGGGUUGCAGAUGAUCACAACCGCCUCCUCGAAUCUGAGGUCUACUUUUCCCGCAUCAACGAACAAGAGAGCUUCAACAAGCAAACCGAACACAUGACCGCCCUUGAGGACAAGAUCAAGCUCAAGGACGUUCUCAUCGAACAACUCCAAGCAAACAUCAUCCGUUACCAGACCCAGCCUCCUAGCCAACCAUCGACUUCGAGUCCAAAUAGCCAGCAACCGCUGUGCCGCGAAGAGCUGGAACGCCAGCGCCACAUCUCCCGCGAAGCGCACGAGCGGGCUUCCGACCUCGAGAGCAAGCUCGACGCGAUGAAGGCUGCCAUGACAGACAAGACGGACGAGAUGGCCAGCCUGGAGAAGGAGUGGUCCGCGAAGGUGGCCGAGGCUGAUGGCAUGAAGAGGCGGUACCACGACAAGGAUGCGUACAUCACGAACCUGGAGACGAAGCUGGAGGAGCUGAGGGGCACGAUGGAGAAUGUGCUUGGACAAGUCUCGAUGCAUCAAGGUCGAAAGAGACGCCGGACUGAGGGACCGGACUUUCAGCUGUGA